Cucurbita maxima (winter squash) is the source of this 887-nucleotide messenger RNA. Its product is annotated as ubiquitin-conjugating enzyme E2 2. The transcript is spliced from 6 exons. The record is from RefSeq and is a predicted model, not a curated record. NCBI's taxonomy places the organism in Eukaryota, Viridiplantae, Streptophyta, Magnoliopsida, Cucurbitales, Cucurbitaceae. Bases 262 to 720 code for a protein of 152 amino acids.
UCUCCUCUCCCUCUUUUAGUCUCUUAAUCGUGUUUUGGCCACUGGGGAAGUCUCUCAUCGACGAUUCCUUCUCGUGAACCGUUUGAGGAUUGAAAUCGGGAUUUUUCUUUGAUUUAGUUUUUGAGUCCAUCAAGAUCAAGUGAAGGAUCUCGCCGUGCUAGGUUACGGAUUGAGCAUAUUCAUUAUUUCUGCGUUGGCCAUGCGAGUGCUGAAGAAAGUGAAGUUAAAAUUGUUCUCUUGGUUUAUUUUCAGCCGGUGAGGAUGUCUACUCCUGCAAGGAAGAGACUGAUGAGAGAUUUCAAGAGGUUGCAGCUAGAUCCACCUGCUGGCAUCAGUGGUGCUCCCCAAGACAAUAAUAUCAUGCUAUGGAAUGCUGUUAUAUUCGGGCCAGAUGAUACACCUUGGGAUGGAGGUACGUUCAAACUUACCCUUCAGUUCACUGAGGAUUAUCCAAAUAAGCCACCGACAGUCCGCUUUGUUUCUAGAAUGUUCCACCCUAACAUUUAUGCCGAUGGUAGCAUUUGUUUGGACAUUCUGCAAAAUCAGUGGAGCCCAAUAUAUGACGUAGCCGCUAUACUCACCUCUAUUCAGUCGCUGCUUUGCGACCCCAAUCCAAACUCUCCUGCUAAUUCUGAAGCUGCUAGGAUGUUUAGCGAGAACAAGCGUGAGUACAACAGGCGAGUUCGUGAAAUUGUGGAACAGAGCUGGACUGCUGAUUAGCCACAAAAUGGUUGUAGGCGAACAAAACAGAAAAGAUGGUCGAUUGGCUUGUUUGCAUGAUAUUGUGUACCUGGGAAGAAAACUGAUUUGUUUUGUAAUUUGCGUAUUAUGUGAUAUGCUUGCUUGGUUUAUUAAGAUGAACUGCUUUAGUCUAUUUCAAUUUGUCU